This is a messenger RNA of Vigna angularis (adzuki bean), 1582 nucleotides long. RefSeq names its product tRNA dimethylallyltransferase 9. The coding region runs from base 58 to 1401 and encodes 447 amino acids. Gene Ontology annotation, biological process: tRNA modification; cytokinin biosynthetic process. The record is from RefSeq and is a predicted model, not a curated record. Gene Ontology annotation, molecular function: tRNA dimethylallyltransferase activity. The transcript is spliced from 11 exons. NCBI's taxonomy places the organism in Eukaryota, Viridiplantae, Streptophyta, Magnoliopsida, Fabales, Fabaceae.
GUCUUAAUAUACCUCGGUUUGAACUUGACACGCUUCACUCCCACUGCAACUUCGACCAUGAUUAAAAAUGGAGUCUGCACUCUCCGCACCUGCUUCCGUUUUCCGGGGAGGUCGCUAUUCCCACCAUUGCAGCGCUCGUUCACUUUCCGGCGGCGGUUUCUGGUGACUGCAUCCCAAAGGAAGAAGAAAGAGAAGGUUAUUGUCAUUUCUGGACCCACCGGUUCGGGCAAGAGCCGCCUCGCAUUGGAACUCGCUAAGAGCCUCAACGGCGAAAUCGUCAGUGCAGACUCUGUCCAGGUAUAUCGGGGGCUUGAUGUUGGAUCUGCAAAGCCUUCCCCAGAUGAAAGAAAGGAGGUGCCACAUCAUCUGGUUGACAUACUGCUCCCAUCUGAAGACUAUUCUGUUGGGCAGUUUUUUGAGGAUGCAAGGCAAGCUACAAGAUGUAUUCUUGACAAUGGCCGUGUUCCCAUAGUUGUUGGAGGCACUGGAUUGUAUUUAAGAUGGUUCAUAUAUGGAAAGCCAGAUGUACCUAAAUCUUCUUCAGUGAUUACAUCUGAAGUAAAUCAAGAAUUAGCUGAACUACAGAGGAAUGAAGACUGGGAUACAGCUGUACAGUUGGUGGUAAAAGCAGGAGACCCAAAGGCUCAAUUUCUAGCAGUGAAUGAUUGGUAUCGACUACGGCGUAGCCUAGAGAUUACUAAGUCUAGUGGAUCACCUCCUUCUGCAUUUCGGGUACCAUAUGAUUCUUUCAGGGAACAGGGUGAAUGUAGUGUUGAUGAUUCUGAGUCAUCUGAUAUGAACACCUACGGUGAUGGAAUGGAAGAAACCAGCUCAUCAGAGUUAGACUAUGAGUUUAUGUGCUUUUUCCUUUCUAGUCAUAGACUUGACCUCUAUAGAUCAAUUGAUUAUCGGUGUGAAGAUAUGCUUUUAGGAAGGGAUGGGAUUUUGUCCGAGGCUCAGUGGCUUCUUGAUACGGGUCUUCAUCCAAACUCCAAUUCUGCAACUAAAGCAAUUGGUUACAGACAAGCCAUGGAGUACUUACAAAGAUGCAGAGAGCAAGGGGGUCAGAGUUCUGCUGCAGAGUUUUACAAAUUCUUGUUUGAAUUUCAAAAAGCAUCACGGAAUUUUGCAAAAAGGCAGUUGACAUGGUUUCGCAAUGAAAAGAUAUACCAGUGGCUUGAUGGUUCUAAACCUCUGGAAACCAUUCUCAGUUUCAUUAAUGACGCAUACCAUGACUGGAAUGGAAGUCUUCCUGUGCCUGAACACUUAAAAAUGUCGAGAGAUAUUUCUAAUCGCCGAGAAGAAAAACAUCUAAAGUCUUACCGCACCAGAAAUAGGCAUUUUGUGAAGGGGGAAGAUUGUUCUCAUAUUCUUAAUUGGAUAAGCAAGACUCAAAGGUGAAGUGAUGGAUAUUAUUUUCCUUUUGCAUUCUUGAACUGACUUUGAAUUUCAAAUUCUAGAGUUUCCCGGUCAGAGAGAAAGUUUUGUUUUCAUUAACUUUUCUUCAUUACAUCCUUUUGUCAUCUGUAAUGUAAUAUUGUUUUCUGGAAUAUUAUAAUGACAGCUGAACUUGGAAGUUUAA